AUGACACACUUCACGAAGCUCUCGCUUACAUACAGCAGCCGUCGCACGAGCCUCCGCCACAGACAGAACCACCCACGCAGAAGACGGAUUCACGCAGCACACCACACGCACGUACUGUACUACGCCGGUGACAAGCGAAAGGAGGACGCAGGCAUGGCCAAGAGCGGCACGGAGGAGUGGCGUCGCAACGCCGACACGCACAAGAUGAGCCCGGAGGAGGUCCGGGCCGCGGGGGUGGAGGCGUCCAUGCGCCCGCCGGGCCGUGGCGGCGCCGGGGAGGUCCUGCACCAGCGAGGCGGCCGCCUGCCGUACGGGCCCGGGACGAUGGCGCUGAUGGGGUUCGGCAUCGUCGGCGCCAUCGGCUACCUGGUGCUGUACCAGAAGGCCAGGCCCGGCACGCCGGCCACGGAGGUCGCCAAGGUGGCCGUCGGACACGGCGACCCUGCCGUCGGCCGCGAGGUCCAGAAGCGCCAAGACGAAACGCAGCCACCGCCACCGCCACGCGAAGGCAAGUAG
This is a messenger RNA of Triticum turgidum subsp. durum (durum wheat), 516 nucleotides long. The record is from the annotation of a GenBank genome assembly. NCBI's taxonomy places the organism in Eukaryota, Viridiplantae, Streptophyta, Magnoliopsida, Poales, Poaceae.